UAUAAAAAUAAGUCCGGUUUUCCUCCCUGACGCUAUAACUCCAGAACGCACGAACCGAUUUCCACGGUUUUGCAUUCGUUGGAAAGGUCUUGGGCUCCGUGAGGUUUAUAGCAAAGAAAAUUCUGGAAAAUUCAGGAAAAAUUCAACAGAAAAGUGGGGAAAUCGUUUUUCACAUACAGCGCCAUCUAUUAUACAUAGCAUGUACUUCAAACCAAUAGCAACGGUGCGUGAUAAAGUGUGUGACAGAUAUCAUUAUUCUCUGUUCAGUUAAUUUCAUUUAUUGUAAAUUAUAUGGAUCGUGCAUUUGAAGUUAAAUUCAACACUAUGUCCAUAGUCCAAAAUGCCUAGAGAACGACGUGCGAACAUCGGCCGCCGCACAAGACAUGCAAGCCAGCAACAAGUCUAUUCAAGGAACUUAAGAGAAGAAAGACAAAAUAUAAUAAGAGAAAAUGACCGAUUGAGACAUCGCGUGAGCACACGAAGAUCAUUGGCAUCAUACAAUCGCUUGGCAUUCCAAUAUGAUCCCACUGCGAACUACAGUGAUGAUGAAAAUUUGGAUAUUGGACGAAUGACGACUAUAUGCCGAUAUUGCAAUGCGGUAAAGUUCAAAAGAGAAACGGUUGGAUUGUGCUGCGCAAGUGGAAAAGUCAAACUGGAUCCAUUACUUACACCACCACAGCCACUGAAAACAUUGUUUGAUGGAAGUGAUCCCGAUUCCAGCCAUUUUCUUCAACACAUCCUUGAAUACAAUAACUGCUUUCGCAUGACUUCCUUUGGAGCUAAUAUCAUUCGAGAAGGCGGCUUCAUGCCGACUUGCAAGAUACAAGGUCAAAUAUAUCAUUUGCAUGGUUCAAUGGUGCCAACACCAGAUGAACCGCAUCAAUUUCUGCAAAUAUAUUUCAUUUCGUCGAUGGUGGAUCAGCUGAACGUGCGGUGCAAUAUACAGGGAGCACAACAGUUAAAGAGACGAAUUAUUGAACAGUUGCAAGCAUUUUUUCACGCUAAUAAUGCUGUGGUUAAUAUGUUCAAAACAGCAUUGGAACGAAUGCCAUCGGAUACGCACAAAUUUGUCAUAAGAGCGGAUUGUACUCCGACAGGUGAACAUGUGCGAAGAUUCAAUGCACCCACCGUUAAUGAUGUUGCUGCAAUUAUUGUUGGCGAUCCAACUAAAUCACGAGACAUUGUCGUUCAGCGAAGAAGCAAUAUCAUGCAUCGUGUAAACGAGACACAUCGUUUGUACGAUGCGUUACAAUAUCCAAUCAUUUAUUGGCAAGGGCAAGACGGAUACGACAUCACGUUGAAGAUGGUCGAUCCAAUUACAGGAGUAUCAACGAAUAAUAAAAAUCUAAGCGCAAUGAAUUACUAUGCGUAUCGUAUGAUGAUUCGUACACAUGAGGAGAAUGUCAUUCUGAAGUGCGGUCGGCUAUUCCAGCAAUUCGCUGUUGACAUGUAUGUCAAAGUCGAGACCGAACGUUUAGCGUUCAUCAGAUUCAAUCAGCCAAAGCUACGAUCUGAGGACUAUAUACACUUGCGUGAUGCUAUUCAUUCAGAUGGUGAUGUUCAGAAUAUUGGACGACUGACGAUUCUCCCAUCAACUUAUAUCGGAAGCCCACGCCACAUGCACGAAUACGCUCAAGACGCUAUGACGUACGUGCGAAAUUAUGGAACUCCGGAUUUUUUUUGGUGA
Molecule: messenger RNA, 1687 nt
Organism: Rhopalosiphum padi (bird cherry-oat aphid)
Lineage: Eukaryota; Metazoa; Arthropoda; Insecta; Hemiptera; Aphididae
Exons: 4
Coding region: 341-1687 (448 amino acids)
Source: RefSeq, a predicted model, not a curated record